AAAAUACAUAGUAAAAUAUAUUUUCAUUUUCUUUUAGAUAUCAUGGUAGGAAGGAUGUUUCAAACAGCAAUAUAACUUUUGCUGAAAAAUACGAUUUUUAUUUUUGAAAAUAUACAGAUUCAAACACGGAAUUUUGAAACCUUUUAUAAUGUAUACUUUCCUGGCAACAAUUCUCCUAUUGGUUCCAUGUGCAGAGACAGCUCCUACCUUCCACAAUCAUCCGGGAACUUUGAAUUUAAAUGAAAAUGCCGACUCUGCCCUUGAUCUAUGGUCAGGUGUAUCAGCUACAUGCUAUCCGUCCACCAACACUUACUUUUACAACGUUUUUGGUAUAAAGUUGUUCAAAACCGGCGAAGAUCAACACACUGUGCCUUGCGAGACAUGCACACUGUCUUCAAAUCCAAAUUCCGGGCUAUUUUCCUGGUCAGGCAGCACUAUACGCAAAUCAGCAUGUUCAGCAACAAGUUGUGGUGCGUGUGCGUCAUGUACGGCAUGUUCUACCAGUAACGGGUGUAUGACUGGUCCAGCAACUUACAAUCUCAUCGUUCAGUGUUAUACCACUUCCUACGACAACAAUGAUGACGGAACAUCUACUUUUACCGUUAAUGUCGUAGAAGAAACACCGACAUUGGUUAUUAGCCUUCCAGAUUCUGUCAAUGCGGAUAAUUCUAUGAGCUCCGGAACUGUUCUUGCGACGGCGUCAAAAUCGAGCGGUGGACCAAUUGUGGAGUACACAAAACCUACUGCAGUCGUGAAUACAUACUCUAUUGGGACCGUCAAUAUGUUUGAACUAAAUACAGCAAACGGUCAAGUGUAUGUGGCUACUAACCCGGCUGUAGAAUACGACUAUACCUACACAAUUCGUGUAUGUAUAUACACCCGGCGCAAAGAAUCAUGUAAAACAAUGACCAUUAGUUUCGACGGAUGUUUCCAGACACCAAACUGUAAUAGCCAGACUGAUACAAGCAGCUUUAGUGACCAAUUCCCAGUUGGUGGAACUUUCUUAACUAUGACCUAUGACCAACCGUCGGAUCAUUUCCCUGCAAUAAGUUCGACUUGGCAAAAUCUCAAUUUUGUCAUAGUGUCAUCCACGCUGAAUGAAGCAUCGUUAAAUCUGUAUACAGGUGUAUUAUCAUCAACUGGCAACAUAACUGUAUGGCCAGAUUAUCCGUAUUCCACUCAUACAAUUGUAGUGAGAGUGAGUAAUCCGGGACACUCGUGCGACUAUUCCAGCACCUGUACUAUGUCCAUGCGAGUAGCAUUUACAAACUGGCCCAUUACCAUAACAAGUCUACCUACAAGCAGAAAUAUUCAUGAAGACACCGAUGCACGGACUCUCGUUCACAGUAUAAUCACCUAUGACUACAACCAUCCGGAUCAUGACAACGUCACAUGUGUUGUUAUUACCAAUGAAGAACCGACGCUCCUUGAAUUAACCCAUAACGGAAACUACAAUUAUAACUCUUGGUUUAUAUAUAAGAAAGUAUGUCAAAACCCAAAUUGUGGGCACAUCGAUGCUAACUUUCUCUGUGACAUAGGAUUUGCUUGUUUGAACUAUGACCUAGACAACGGGUAUACAAUGACGAUCAAAUGUAGCGAUGCGUAUGGUACAGACGACACGGAAACGUUCACUUUAAGAGUAACAGAGAAUCUACCACCUGUAUUCACUAAUACUCCAACAACAAUAACGAUAAGCGCUGACAAUAUAACAUAUUUGGACAACAUAUUUUCGAUCUACUACACGGACUCUGAAAGUGAGACGCUCGACUAUAACUACACGAUAACCCCAACCUCGCCGUCAUCGUUUGCGUUUGAUAGCCGUGGAAAUUACCACAAUAAUCCAGCAAAUGUUACAGUCACCAACGUGCAGUCAGAUCUUGUCGACACCACGUUUUCUAUUAACUUCUGUGGAAGAGAAAGGCGUAAUAUAGUUUGUUCUUCAAUCACGAUUGAAGCUGGGUGCUUCCAUACUCUGAACUGUCAUGAUCAGAGAGGUAACUUUAGUGAUCAACAUGCAAUCGGUGAAACACUUUUUACAGUGACUUAUGAUGGCCCAUCUACAACAUGGCAAAAUUUGUCUUUUGACAUUUUGUCUUCAACACUAGAUGAUGUAGCAAUAAACACAACUUCAGGUAUCAUAUCAACAUUAGGAAAUAUAACAGUGUGGCCAGAUUACCCAUACACCACUCACACAAUUGUUGUCAGAGUAACCAAUACCGGCAUUUGCUCUUACAUCGCUUCAUGUACAAUGACAAUGGACGUGUUCUUCACAAAUUGGCCGAUAAGUAUCGCAUCUCUCCCGGCGUCAGCCUCUAUUCACGAGGACACCGAUGACAGGACUCUUGUGCAUAGUAUAAUUGUAAAUGAUGACAACAACCAAGAUCAUGACAAUGUCAGCUGUGUAGUGGUUACAAACGAAGAGCCAACGCUUCUAGAGCUUUACCAUAACGGCGAUUUUAAAAGCAAUUCUUGGUUUAUAUAUAAGAAAGUAUGUCAAAACCCAAAUUGUGGGUACAUUGAUGCAAGCUUUCUCUGUGACAUAGGAUUUGCUUGUUUGAAUUAUGACCUUCACAACGAGUAUACAAUGACGAUCAAGUGUAGCGAUGCGUAUGGUGCAGACGACACGGAAACUUUUACUUUAAGAAUAACAGAGAAUCAACCACCCGUGUUCACAAAUACUCCAACAACAAUAACGAUAAGCGCUGACAAUAUAACAUAUUUGGACAACAUAUUUUCUAUCUACUACACGGACUCUGAAAAUGAGACGCUGGACUAUAACUACACGACCUCACCGUCAUCGUUUGCGUUUGAUAGCCGUGGGAAUUACAACGAUAAUCCAGCAAAUGUUACAGUCACCAACGUGCAGUCAGAUCUUGUCGACACAACGUUUUCUAUUAACUUCUGUGGAAGAGAAAGGCGUAAUAUAGUUUGUUCUUCAUUCACGAUUGAAGCUGGGUGCUUCCAUACUCUCAACUGUCAUGAUCAGAGAGGUAAUUUUAGUGAUCAACAUGCAAUCGGUGAAACACUUUUUACAGUGACAUAUGAUGGUACAUCUGACAGUUUUAAUACAACAUUGCAAAAUUUGUCUUUUGACAUUGUGUCUUCAACACUAGAUGAUGUAGCAAUUAACACAACAGGUAUCAUAUCAACAAUAGGAAAUAUAACAGUGUGGCCAGAUUACCCAUACACCACUCACACAAUUGUUGCUAGAGUAAACAGUACCGGCAACAUUUGCUCCUACACCGCUUCAUGUACAAUGACAAUGGACGUGUACUUUACAAAUUGGCCGAUAAGAAUCGCAUCUCUCCCGGCGUCAGCCUCUAUUCACGAGGACACCGAUGAAAGGACUCUUGUGCAUAGUAUAAUUGUAAAUGAUGACAACAACCCAGAUCACGACAAUGUCACCUGUGAAGUAGUAACAAAUGAAGAACCAACUCUUCUAGAGCUUUACCAUAACGGCGAAUUUAAAAGCAAUUCUUGGUUUAUUUAUAAGAAAGUAUGUCUAUACCCCAAUUGUGGUUACAUCGAUGCUAGCUUUCUCUGUGACUUAGGAUUUGCUUGUUUGAACUAUGACCUUGACAACGAGUAUACAAUAACGAUCAAGUGUAACGAUGCGUAUGGUUCAGAAGACACGGAAACGUUCACGUUAAAAGUAACGGAGAAUCAACCACCCGUAUUCACUAAUACUCCAACAACAAUAACGAUAAACACUGACAAUAUAGCACAUUUAGACAACAUAUUCUCUAUUUACUACACGGACGCUGAAAAAGAAAUAUUAGACUAUAACUACACCAUAUCACCAAUUACACCAUCAUUGUUUGCUUUCGAUGAUCGUGGAAACUACAGCAAUAACCCAGCAAAUGUUACCGCUACCAUAUUUCAAUGGGAUCUGGUCAAUACUACGUUUUCUGUAACUUUCUGCGGGCGAGAAAGACGGAAUAUAGUCUGUAGUUCUUUUACGAUCGACAUUCGAGAAUAUUGCGGCCCGACACCCGUGUGUACUGACGAUUCCACAACAGUUACAGACCAGAAUGCGGUGGCUGGCUACGAAGUGUUUCAAAUUACCGUCACCGGAAGUGGAUACACGCAGUUAAAUUACGUCAUCACAUCGGAAUACCCGGACUUGUUCUCUGUUGAUUCAAUGACAGGGAGUAUUACUAUAGCAUCAGCGCUAUCUGUUACCAAUCCGCCAAACCCCAGCACAUAUUCUCUGGUAGCGAACGUGCACGAUACAGUCGCAUGCGCUGUGGCCGCUUGCGCUUUUAGUGUAGAAGUCACAUUUACAAAUGAAGAUAUAUCUAUUACCAAUAUGGCAAGUGUAAGCGUAGAUAUUCAUGAGGACACGACAGAAUCUGUAAAAAUUGUUACCAUAGCAACCUCUGAUGCUAAUACAAAUGAUGGAGUCACAUGUGAGGUUGACGAGGCCGCUUCUACACCGGUUAAUAACAGCAUUUUCUUUGCUGUUGAAACAGACACUGGAUCUAAUGUCUAUGAACUGAUGAGCAAAGAAGGGCCAGGUUUUGAUUAUGAUGUUGCAGACACGUAUAAAAUAGUGGUCGUUUGUGAAGAUAAUUAUGGUUCGUCUGACACAGCUACAGCAACGGUCUCUAUCCUAGAGAACCAAAUUCCCACAAUGGAUAACAUAAAUGCUGGAGAUAUUAUUAACGUUGAUCCUAUGACAGUGAAAUCUGGGGCCACAAUAUUUACACUACAGACCUCAGAUGCUGAAAACGACCCUCUCGUGUAUACAUGUAAUGUCACAGACAGCUUCGUUCCACUCCAGUGUUUGUCAGAUGGUGUCGUAUCAAUGAAACGAGAUGUCAGAAUCCCAGAUGAAGAAGGUGAAAUGUAUCCUAUCACAUUGUGUAUAGAAGAAAGCGUGCACAGUCACGUGGUUUGUGAGACUCUGAAUGUUAAUAUUUCAUCCUCAAAAACGAAUCCUCAACUUAAUAAUUUACCAGCGACUAUAAGUUUUGCCGAAAACACCGCUGCUGAUACAGCUCUAUUCACGGUGACAGUUGAAGACCCAGAUGCUUUAGACGUACAUACGUAUUCAAUGACAGUUUAUCCGAAAACUGCAAGCGCGGCAUUUUCACUUGACGCCAAUGCCGGAACUUUGACAUUGUCAGAAGCUCUGGACUACGAGACAUUGAAUCAUUAUGAGUUUUUGUUCAGUGUUAGAGAUGUAUAUUUACCUGGACUUGAAGAAAAAUACUUAAACCUCAGCGUGACUGACGUUAACGAAGCUCCAGUACUUACAUUACUUCAGACAACCUAUGAUACAAUUGAACAAUCAGCAGGAUAUACUGUAGCCACUUUGCAAUAUUCAUGUACUGAUGUUGACAACGGACAAACUAUGACCAUAUCUCUAUCGUCUGGAACUUACAUAGCCUACUUCACUCUCGACCCCGCGACAGGCAUAAUCACGUACGCUCAAGAUUGGGACUUUGAAAAUGGCGUCGUUCCUCCUCAAACGACCUCCCUAGAGAUCACUUGUGAUGACGGAAAUGGACUGAGUAGUACGGGGAAUAUCGUAAUUAACAUCGCUUUAGUCAACGAAUUUUCGCCUGUUUUAAGUACAACAUCUGAAGACAUUAUAAUUUAUAGUAAUCAAACUCUUAUUGAUCCGUUGUUCACAGUCACUGCCACUGACAGUGACUUUGGAGAUGACGGUGUAUUUGAAUAUUCAAUCCUUGGAGUUGGAAAAGGGUCAAAAUACUUUACAAUCAGUAGUGCAGGAAGUCUUUUUAUAUCAAACUACAUCGACUGGAGGUACAAUGCUACAUUUGAAUUCACAGUGCGAGUAUCAGAUGGCGAAAACGAUCCUAAAUAUGCACAUGUGAACGUAAAUGUUACAUACCUGACGUCGUUUGAGAUACCUAUCCCAACUAAAGAAAAGGCAAAGUGCAUCCUUUGUACCAACAUAGGCGUUACUGUUGUAUCUAUUCUAUGUGUGGAAGGCUUUCUUUGCCUCCUGUUUUUCAUCCAAAUUUGCGUUCGUAUGAGGGCAUACGAAAUAUGUCAACUAAAUCCUAAGCCUAAACUAACAACUGUAACGGACAUGAAAAGGGCUAUAAAUAAAACUAUUAAAGAAAAUACAGAUCCGUAUAGACCAGGUUCAGAAAUGAUGAACCGAGCACUGCCUGAUGAAAGACCUCCUUCGCCUUUUACUUACAACGCUCCACCAAGAGUAACUGUCGAGCCACCUCCUGCUGCCGAAUACAUUCCUCUAGAAGCGACAAUCAACCUGAAUAAUGUAUCUGACCCUUCGAAACCCAACAGCAGAAAACGUAAAUUAAAUUCUACAAGUAUCACAAAUAAGGCAACGAAAGUUAACAAUGCACCAUCGCUCUUCCAAAAUAAUUCUUUGGCUACAAAUGCAAUGAAUCUUCCUUGGGGUACUAAUGAAACAAACAAGUACGAAUUCACAACUGGAGACGCAAUGCUUUCAAGACCAGCAAUCGCGGCCAUUGAUGCUGAAAGGUUCAGUCCUUUGUUUUCAAGGCCCGAUGAUUCAAAAUUAUAUAGUGACGAUUCAAAGUAUGUACGUGACAUUGGUGCACCAGUUACUGCCAUGGACUUCUAACUCUAUAUCUGAAAACGUUCCCAUCGACAUAAUACAUAUUGCACAUUGAAAUUGUGGGCAACUAUACUCAGAUAUUUUGCAAAAGUCGUACAGGUUUUGUUAUCAUGUUAUUGCUGUUUAAUUUGAUGAGUUUAUCAACAUCUUUUACGUGUAUGUCUUUGUGUAACGUUUGAUAAACUUUUACAGCAGAAGUAUGGUUGUGUUGCAGAUGACAAAUUAUUGCUUUUUAUCUUAUUUUUCUUCAACUUAUACAUGUUUAUUGCUUUGUUUGUUUAAUUCCUGGAUUUGUUUGUAUCUUUAUUAUAUUUUUGCUUACACGUGAUCUUACUACGCAAUAUGUUCUUUAAAAGAAAUCUUUUUACUAGUAUUAAUUUAUUUUUACUUGUAAAUCAUCGCCUCCGUGGUCGAGGGGUUGGAGUCGAUGACUUCUAAUCCAGUUACAUCUCAUGCGUUGGUCCGAUCCCGGGAGAUGCUUUGAUGGUUUAGCACGGAGGAAAGUAGUCUAGUACAGGUAUAACUCUCCGGAAACGAUGGUUAAGAAACUAUCCGCCUAUAUGACUGAAAUACUGUCGGGAAAAAGUGUAAAAUGACAGAAAAAGACAAACACUAUGUACCCUUUCAUAGGUACACGUAGAUUUUCCUUUUGUAAUUAAACAAACAAACAAAAGGAAGAAGAAAGAGAAAGUUUUGUAUUUAUGAAAUUACAAGGGUUAUAACUUGCAUAAAAAGUAAAUUGUCAUUGACCUAUAAAAUUGUUUGACAAUUAUUUAAAUCGAAAGAAUGUUUUAAAUGCCUAAGGCUUUUGAGUGUUUUGUUACUUCUUUUGCAUUUUUGAAUAACUUUGUAUAGAUGACAAAAUAGUUGACAUCUACUUAUUUAAUGAUGUAUACAUGUAAUUCAUUUCAUUGUCAUAUACGUAUGUUAAUAUAUUAAUUGUGUUACUACAUUUUUUUCAAGCAAAACUGUUAAUUAAAAUGCAAAUAUUGUAUUUGUGAUAUACAAAUUGCACAUCGACACAGUAUUAGUCAUAUCGCGACAUCCCAGCUUUACUGGUGGAGGAAGACCUAGGUGCCCUUCCGUGCAUUAUUUCAGGCACCAUUGGGCACCUGAGGAGAACCACCGACGUUCCGUAAGCUAGCUGGAUAGCUUCCUCAUGUGAAAGACUCCAAAGUCCCUGUCGGGAUUCGAACACACAGCGGUGAGGGGCAAUUGGUUUGAAGUCAACGACCUUAACCACUCGGCCAAGGACGCCCCUGUAACAUACAGUAAACAAUGGUGGUUCUGCAAUGAUAGGUUACUGCUACCAAGAAACGUUAUUAUACUUUUAAAGUAUAACCUGUAGAUAUUUAUGUUUUGUCUUUCUUUCUCCUUAAAUUUGUUUCAAUAUAUUUAGCAUGAAAGUGUUCCUCUUCAUAUGGAGAACACUUAAAUACAUUACAUGUUAUUACACAAUCAGCAUACGUUUUCUUGGUUUGUUUGAAAGAAAACUACCCAUUUCAUUCGUACUCAUCAAUAUUUUAGGAAUGAAACAAGACAGAACCAUAUUUGCGACUGUCUUGAUUUGAAUAACAAGAAGCACGCCCUUACAAACAUUAAAGUUAAUUUUAUAUUGUUUGAAAAUUCGUUUAAUAAAUCGAUACCCUACAAUUGAGAGGGUUAAAUGCCAUUUAUAUUUUUGAUAACUGUACACAUAGUAAACAUGUAUCUUUUCAAUAAUUAUAAACUACUUAAUGCUGGUAUUUUUGAUGUUAUUUUUUUUGUACCUCGCCAAGCAACAGGUUUUUGUUAGUUUAAAUGAAAAUCCAAAUAAAUUUCGUAAAUGUUAAUUUGUUGACAUGCUUUGUUUAUAACCUCUUAACAUUAUGUAAGGAAUUGCGUGUCUAAUCCCCCCAUACAUGUUUUAUUGUAUGUGAGUAGAAAGUGUACAUGGAUUCAAUGUCGUACACCGUUAUGCUUCUUGUUAAAAUUUUGUCAGUGGAGUGGUGUAGGGUCAUCUUCGCC
This is a messenger RNA of Ruditapes philippinarum (Manila clam), 8587 nucleotides long. RefSeq lists its product as uncharacterized. The record is from RefSeq and is a predicted model, not a curated record. Gene Ontology annotation, biological process: homophilic cell-cell adhesion. Gene Ontology annotation, molecular function: calcium ion binding. Gene Ontology annotation, cellular component: membrane. NCBI's taxonomy places the organism in Eukaryota, Metazoa, Mollusca, Bivalvia, Venerida, Veneridae. The transcript has 36 exons. Bases 149 to 6586 code for a protein of 2145 amino acids.